Molecule: messenger RNA, 621 nt
Organism: Lactuca virosa
Lineage: Eukaryota; Viridiplantae; Streptophyta; Magnoliopsida; Asterales; Asteraceae
Source: the annotation of a GenBank genome assembly
AUGCACGAUGUCGAUAAAGACGGCCACCCAGUCUGCUACAACGCAUACGACGAGUAUCAAAACAAGGAAUUAUACCAAGCAACCUUCUCCGACGAAGAGAAGCACACGGAUUUCCUUCGAUGUAGAAUCCAGUUCCUGGAAAAGAGCAUCAGAAAGCUCGAUUUCAGCCCCGAUGGGAUCUCCACCAUCGUUCAAAUCAUCGAUCUCAAAUUUUCCCCCUCCCCCUUCAAGAAAGAACUCCGUCAAGUUCUUCAGUUGCUCCAGGACAAUUACCCAGAAUUCGUCGCCAAACAGUCUGCGGGGAGGACGUUCAAAGAUGGGGCUUUUAGGGCUCCAAACGGUGGGGAGAGUUCAUCGGCCAGGAAGGCUCCUGCUGUGGAGAAUUUGUUGCCUUGUAGCUUGGAGGAUCUUUAUAAAGGCGCUAAGAAGAAGAUGAAGAUCUCUAGGACUGUAGCCAAUUCUGCAGGUUUGGCAUUGGCAGCUUUUAGGGCUAUUAUGUGUUGGAAUCAAAGAGAGCACUUUCGUGCAAUCACUCGUCACGACUGCAAACAUUUGUGCUAUGAUAUUUAUUAUUCUAGCGGGUGGAUAUCUAGGGUUCAAAAGUGGAUGGAUUGGGUAUAG